Messenger RNA from Bufo gargarizans (Asiatic toad), 2797 nucleotides. Its product is annotated as zinc finger protein 12-like. Gene Ontology annotation, cellular component: nucleus. Gene Ontology annotation, biological process: negative regulation of transcription by RNA polymerase II. The coding region runs from base 129 to 1409 and encodes 426 amino acids. The record is from RefSeq and is a predicted model, not a curated record. The transcript is spliced from 6 exons. NCBI's taxonomy places the organism in Eukaryota, Metazoa, Chordata, Amphibia, Anura, Bufonidae. Gene Ontology annotation, molecular function: DNA binding; DNA-binding transcription repressor activity, RNA polymerase II-specific.
GCAUGCGCAUUGGGACAGUAAGCGCUGGGAAUGUGGCGCCUGCGCAGAGUGCACGUUGUCAGGCCGGAAGUUAAUUUCGUUUAACCGGAAAGCGGCGGCGAAUCGCUGAGAGGGAGCCGGAGCUGGUCAUGGCCGAGGAGAUCCGACACCCGGGCACAGUGACGUUUAACGAUGUGGCGGUCUACUUCUCUCUGCGGGACUGGGAGCUGCUGGCGGACUGGCAGAAGAAGCUGUACCGCAACGUCAUGAAGGAGAUACAUGGAGCCCUCACUGCCCUGGGAUAUGAGAUUGCUAAUCCUGGUAUUCUGGUGCGGAUCCAGCAGUCGGAGGAACCGUACUAUGGGUCACAUGACGUUUCAGAGGACACUUGGAGGCCACAGUCACAGAAACUAGAAGAAAACAUGGCUGACUGUGCCCAGCCUGUGCCCGCGCUGCCGGCCGUCAAACCUGACAUCUUACUACAGGUGAAACUGGAGAAUGUGAAGAAUGAGCAGAGCUGCCAGAAAUCGGCACCGCAGCUGGCGGGAGGGCAGGAGGAGGAAUCCAACAGCGCAGUGUUUAACCCAGAGCUGGCAUUGUGGAUCAAGCAAGAAGAAGGAGCAGCGUCCGGAGAACCCAGCUCUUCACUGAAGGAGGACAUAGCGCUGCCAGUGGUGGAAGAUGUUGUCACCCUCGGGCAUCACCCUUCGGGUCCGGUAAAGAGCAUAGAAAUGGGGCAGCCUCUGCCUGAGACACUGGUGGGAAACCUCUUGCGGUAUUUUGAGGAGGAGAGGGAGAAGCAUGCCCAGUUUGGGGGGUCGUUACCUGACGUUGCAGUGCAGCCUCAGCCCACGGUGGCCCAUGAGGAGGGAUCUCAGCUUUUUACUAUUGACUGGGGUCUCCCGGAGGCGACUGACAGGUUCCCAGAGGGUCUGACCCCCAGCUUGAAUGUGACCAAACAUUACAAAUGUACUUACUGUGAGAAGAGCUUCCUGCGCGGCACCCAGCUGAGGGAGCAUGAGCGGACUCAUACGGGAGAGCGGCCCUACCAGUGCCUCAAGUGCCCCAAAAGCUUCAGCCGCAGCACUCAGCUGAAGGACCACCAGCGCACCCACACCGGUGAGAGGCCCUUCCAGUGUACAGAGUGCGGAAAGACCUUCACCCACAGCUCCAACCUCAUCCACCACCGACGGACGCACACUGGCGAGAAACCACACAAGUGCAACAUGUGCCCUAAGAGCUUCAGCCAGAACUCCGACCUCAACCGACACCAGCGCACCCACAUGGCUGGGGACCGUCCCCACCAAUGCACUCGCUGCCACCGGACGUUCAUAUACAAGUCUCAGCUGAGAAUGCACAGCCGCGUCCAUGUGGUGGAGGACAUCCUGCAGGGAGUGGAGAGAGGGACUGGGGCGGACGAGAUGACAUAGAGCAGCCCACCACCCUGACCCCCCCCAAGCUAUCCAUCACUGCAGUUAUUGCUUUUGAAUGUUCAAGCGCCCCCCUCACCACCACUCUGUCCCUGUCAUGGAAAUGCCACCUGUUGCUUAAGAAUGGUCACGUGGCCUCACUAUUCUAUACUCUCAAGCGGCUGCUCCACGUGUCCAGGGCCCGGUUGUGUUGCGAUUUCUGGGUACAGCUUGGACCUCCACUUCUUUAAACAAGGGGGCUAAUGGGUACGGAUGUGCAGUGCUAGAGGGGAUCUGUGGUCCGUAUUCUUGUUAUAGAUGGUAGUUAAUCAGCAGCACCCUCUGCAGGAGAGGUAUAGAGAUGACAUUACCCAAUUACGUCAUGGGAACUAAGCGACCGCUCUCCUGGAAGUAGUGAGCCAUCAUCCUCGAGGCUAGUCUACAUUCUCCGACAGCUUCCUGGCCAGAUGACCUGAGUAGUCUGCAUUAUAUGCAGUAUCCUGUAAUACGAGGACAGGUGUCCGCUGUAACAAUAACCUUAAGUGUCAAUGUCUUAGAGGGGUGAUGUUUGUCCGAUAUCUCCUGUCGCUUAUUCGAUCAGAACUCCCCCCCCCCCCCCCCCCCCCCCAAUCUAAUUCCUCUCCGUCACAGAGACCACUGUCAGAAACUCCCACUUGGCACAAUCUGUUCUCUACCGUGGUGAGAGAAUUUCUCCUGUGAAAUGUGUCCCAGUUAAUGGCGGCUUAUUCUUAUUGCUGAACCGAGCAUGCGAGUCUAUUGGAGAGCGGAAGGUACAGCGGUGUAUGGGCACCUGAAAGGGGUUUGUCCUUCUGAGACGUUGCUGGCCUAUUGCUAGGAUAUGCCAUCAGGGGACCAUCUCCUAGCUACAGAACGGGGACCCCAAAGUGAAAGAGAGCACACCAUGCAUGCCUGAGUUCCAAAAACAGCCUAGUGAGCUUGUCUAUUUUUGAAAGCUCCAUAGCGAUGAACGAAGAGAGCGCACCGUGCAUGCAAGGACCACCUCUCCACCUCUAUGAGAUUGCUGGAAGAGACAGCUAUCUGCUGUUUUUGGUACUCCCAUUGCAGUGACUGGUCACAACUCAGAUCUGACAUUGAUGGCAUAUCCUAACGAUCAGUGUCUCAGAUAGGAAUACCCCAGGCAAGCAGUUCCAAUAAGGUAAGUACUGUGGGGUGUUCUUGCCUUUUCUAGCAGUAUAGACGGUGUGGAAUUUGCCUGCCUUGUGUCCCAGCUUCAGCCUCCAGGGUAACUUCUGAAGUACUGUAUACUUGUUCCUCUAGGUACAGGAGGUUAUGCAGUUUAAGGCUCAGCACAUAAACACAGACAUUGUUGUAUCCAGUUGUGAGAAGACAAGGUGUGUGUGGGGGGGUGUAGAGUUGUACGGGGGUCA